Girardinichthys multiradiatus is the source of this 4994-nucleotide messenger RNA. RefSeq names its product solute carrier family 44 member 1b (gene slc44a1b). Lineage: Eukaryota; Metazoa; Chordata; Actinopteri; Cyprinodontiformes; Goodeidae. The transcript has 17 exons. The coding region runs from base 188 to 2230 and encodes 680 amino acids. Gene Ontology annotation, biological process: transmembrane transport. Gene Ontology annotation, molecular function: transmembrane transporter activity. Gene Ontology annotation, cellular component: membrane. The record is from RefSeq and is a predicted model, not a curated record.
CAUUCAUCUGCGACAGACACACACACAUACACACACACACACACAGCCAGUGUUCAGCCUGGUACAACAGUCAACAACGAAACAAAAGCUCUGUUGUGCGAUCAGACCCACAUCACUGUUGUCUUCAGUCUGACAGCAGCACCAGGACUCUGCUGGUGCAUUAGAACCAUCAGAACCUGGAUCCAGCAUGGAUUCAAAGAGGAUCUCUUCAGCCUCUCAGCAGCAGGUCCGACUGAGGAAAAAGCGGACAAAGAGAGAAUGGAGACCGCUGGAGGACCGGAGCUGCACCGACCUGCCCUGGUUCCUGCUCUUCACCGUCUUCUGCGUCGGCAUGGGCAGCAUCUGUGGCUUCACUAUCGUCACUGGUGGCGCCGCUCGCCUCCUCUUUGGGUACGACAGCUACGGCAACACCUGCGGCCGACGUAACGAGAGAAUUGAAGGCAUACAGCUGAGCGGGCUUGACCACACCGACAGGAAGUUUGUGUUCUUCCUGGAUCCCUGCAACAUCGACAUUGUUCAGAGGAAAAUUAAGUCCAUGGCUCUGUGUGUUUCUCUGUGUCCCACUGAGGAGCUCAAGACCUACCAGGACUUGAAGAGGUUCGCCAUGAUGAAUGGCUCGGAGCUCUGUUCCUAUGAGUUACCGGCCCACAAAUAUCCGGCUCUACCCGAGAGGUUCUCCAGGUGUCCAAAACUUCCCGUCCCUCGCAGUAAGCCACUGCCACUCUUCAACCGCUGCACGCCGAUGGACGUUUCCUGCUAUGCCAAAUUCGCCGAGGCCGUGGUGACGUUUGUGGGGGACAGCAGCAUCCUGCACAGACUCAUCGCCGGCGUCGCAGCUAGCAAGGAGAUCAUCAUUGGACUCUGCGUCCUUGCUUUAGCUCUCUCCAUGAUCCUCAUGGUAAUCAUCCGGUACAUUUCUGCUGUCUUGGUUUGGAUCCUCACCUCUUUGGUGGUCCUGGGAUCCCUGGCGGGGACGAGCGUCCUCUGGUGGCUCUACAUCGACUACCGGCUGUAUGGGAACGACACGUCCUCCAAGGUUCUAAAGGAUCUGAAGGAGGAGGUGAAGGAGGAGCUAAGGGACAGCGGCCAGGCGCUGCUUGUGUACGCCGCCUCGGCCACCGUCUUCACAAUCAUCCUUCUGCUGCUGAUGCUCUUCAUGAGGAAACGAGUGGCGCUCACCAUCGCGCUGUUCCACGUAGCAGGAAAAGUCUUCAUCCACCUCCCUCUGCUCACCCUGCAGCCCUUCGUCACCUUCCUUGCCCUACUCCUCUUCUGGAUCUACUGGAUCUUGGUGCUGCUCUUCCUGGGAACCACAGGGAACCCAGAACAGAAUGAGGAGACGGGACUGACAGAGUUCAGACUGACAGGCUCUCUGCAGUACCUCACCUGGUACCACGCUGUGGGUCUGGUCUGGAUCAGCGAGUUCAUUCUGGCCUGUCAGCAGAUGACUGUGGCCGGAGCUGUGGUCACCUACUACUUCACCAGAUCUCAAACUUUUUACUCCAGGGACAAAAACCGUCUCCCAGUGACCCCUAUCCUGUCGUCGGUUCUGAGGCUGGUCCGGUACCACCUGGGUACUGUUGCUAAGGGAUCCUUCAUCAUCACACUGGUCAAGAUCCCCCGACUAAUCCUUAUGUACAUCCACAACCAGCUGAAAGGAAGGGAGAACGUGUGCGCUCGAUGUCUGCUGAAAUCUUGCAUCUGCUGUCUGUGGUGUUUGGAGAAGUGCCUCAACUAUCUCAAUCAGAAUGCAUAUGCAGCCACAGCCAUCAACAGCACCAGUUUCUGCACGUCUGCGCGUGAUGCCUUCGUCAUUCUGGUGGAGAACGCUCUGCGUGUCGCCACAAUCAACGCAGUCGGAGACUUUGUGCUUUUCUUGGGGAAGAUUCUGAUCAUGACGUGCACGGCAUUCGCCGGCGUCCUUCUCCUGAACUACCAGCGGGAUUACGCCGAGUGGCUGCUGCCGCUCAUCAUCGUCUGUCUCUUCUCCUUCCUGGUGGCUCACUGCUUCCUGUCCAUCUUCGAGAUUGUGGUGGACGUCCUCUUCCUCUGCUUCGCCAUCGACACCAAGUACAACGAUGGCACUCCAGGGAAGGAGUUCUUCAUGGAUAAAGCUCUGAUGGAGUUUGUGGAGAGCAGCCGCCGAUUGGAGCGUGCUGGGGGACGUGGGCGGAGCCGAGUGAAAGAGGCAACAUCGGAGGGGGCGGAGAUGAAGCCCAUGCUUUUCUGACAUGAUUUUCAAAGCUGCAGCUCCACAGCAGAGGCUCCAGGGACGAGCUCAGCUUGACCAAAAUCAGCUGCUGGGACUUGUUAAAGAGACAUUCCAGAUGUUUAUUUUUACCAACGUGUAACAUGUUUACUAUGGUUUCACUCCAGGGAAAACAAUAUUUUAAUAAGAAACUGGAAAAACAAUGUAACAAUGUAAUGAAGCACUUUAUCUGGAAGCGCUGCAGAUUUUAAACCGGCUGAUGCAUUUUUUCGUAGUGAUGUCCUUUUUUAUAAAACUCACCGCUCAGUUCCUAACGCCGCCGUCCGGACACUUUUCCUAACCUUUCUGUUCUGUGGGCGGAGCUGACUCCUCGCCUGGACUCCAUCAAAGGGGCGGGGUUGUAGACAGGUAGAGCAGCAGCUGAUUAUGCCGUCAGAGAGCGUAGUCUGGGGCUGCUGCAGGGCUGUCGCCAUGAAAAUGACAUGUUGGUUACUGGAUCAGGAAUCUGAUAGGCUGUCGGAUCAGUGACGUGUCGCUCGCCGCUUCAUCUGUGAGGUGGAACACCUUUAUCCUCCUCGAAAGUGUUUCCCGCAAAUCCAGAGAGAAAGAAGGUGAUUGGGCGGAGUUUCCUGCAGCAGACAGCCGAGUUCAGAGGGUCAGCAAUAACACCGGAACGAGUCUUCCUGCUGCUGUUCAUCCCAUCAGAAUGAGUAGGCAUCCAUCAGAUCCCAGCGUCCUCCCUGGCUGCCCAGUGUGACCCUGCAGGUGUCUGGAGUGGGACGGUCCGCUCUCCAGGCUGCGUCUCACGCCGAGCUGUUAAACAUUGUUUGACUGUAGCAUCAGUUUGUAACAGCCUGAAAUCUCUUUCAGAAAUACGUUCACCUCCGACGUCAUCCUGAGUCCUAACGCGCCGGCUAGACCAGCACUUCUUACUGGGAGGAAACCAGUGAGCCGGUCCUUGCACAGCAGAAGUAGACUGAGAACUAAGAACCGCUCUGGCGUCUACUCCUUGGAUUAUUACGAACCUUAUCGGUGGAUCUGCUGAUCUCUUUCUCAGACCUUUCCCAUCAUGCACCUCUGUCACAGCAGAGGACCAGGGAACCUGAAGGGGGAGCUGUUCUCAGAGUACGAUUUCCGGAUUGAUCCAAGUAGCUGAGCAGCGCAUGUAGACUAAUUGCACUAAAGAUGGAGUUUCUGCAACACUGACUUCAGACUAACAGAGCUGUUGAGUUUUAGAUUAAACGUGUUUGUAGCUCAGAAAUUUAUUCACUUCAUGUUCAUAAAUCUCGAAAACUAUAAAAAUAAUUUCUGGUCAUUUGACUGCUGUCACCAGGCAGAUUAGCUGCGGGAACUGAGUAGUUUCACUCCAACAUCAACAGGAAGGCGUCCCAUCAUAUUCCUAUAAAAUAUGAGGGAAAACCCUGGAAUUUGGCCUGGAAAGUUUGGGUGGAAAACUGGGGUCAGAUUAGCGGCCUCAAAGUAACAUUUCAAAAUAAGACAGGAAGUCAUCUUGACAGGGUUUCUAUGCAGCAUUUUCCAGGUUUGAAGAAGUAUGGAAAAAAUAAAAUGAAUAGAAAAUCGAGUUUCCAGACUUUAUGCUUUUAUCUAAAAUAUAGUGAUGUGAAUAUUCCUAAAGAAUUUAAACUUGAAUUUAUAUUUUAAUGAAAUCAUCUAACUUACUGCAGAGAAAUCCAGAUGGACCAUUUUACUGCAGGGUUUUGAACUGGACCCAUGGUUCAUCAACUGGUGCAGAUGCCAAAUGAACUAUUAAUACUGCUAUUUUAUGAAUAGUUCCAAAACAGCAUAAAGCUAUUAAAGAUCCCAAAUCCUGGAUUUAUUGUUGGAUAAUCUGCUCUUGAUUUGACUGCUGUACGUUUCACAGAUUUUUAUGAAAAUCUGUGAAUGAACUUCAGCUUUGUGUUGCUUCUUGUUCUGAGGAAGAUCUGCACAGAUAAUAGAACCCAACAUGGAAAAUAUUUCGAGUUCAGAUGUUUAGAAGCUGGAAAAUGAUGGAAUUUUGAAAUGGAGAAUAGUAGGAACCCUGUCAUGACUGAAAGCAUCGAAGAUCUGCUCAGAAUCCGGAAAAAAGGAUCUACUCCAUUAGAAAAUGUGUUUCUAAACUUUCUGGCAGAAUCGUGCAGAAAACAGACUUCUGGAUUAGGGAUCCUGUUUCUGUUGGAGAAAAACUUUUCAGUCUUCAUUCAACCAAUCAGUGCACAGGCUCCUCCCACUGAAGGUAAGCAAGGGUCAGAGAGGUUCUGGUCAUGUUCUGAUCCAGAGCCAAUUAGCUCUCAGGUUAAUUUCAGAGGGAAGUCCAAACUGGUGUGAAACCUCCAGCAGAUCUGUCCUGCUAAUCAAUCGCUCCAGAUCAACACACCUGGAGCGAUUUUCCAGCAGACCUGCAGCUUGGAGACUUGAAGCUUCCUGCUCAUCAUCUGCAGAUGUUCCUGAAACGUCCCUCUGAAAUACCAACCUUUAUGAGAGUUUCUGCACUGAGAUGUCCAACCUGUGGACCAGAGUGGCUCCGAGUCUUCACCACCACGUUUCUCUGACUGUUUGCAGCUGAUGAAGCUGAUGCAUGUCCAUGUUCUGGAGCCUGGUUUUUCUGCUGCUGGACUCCCAGGCAGAGUUUAACCGUCAGGUGUGACACUAGUGUUUAGCUUUUCUCUGCAGUAACCAGUCAUUUGUAACACUGAAGAACUUUGCUUUGGUUCUCCGUUGGUUUUUAUAUCAUUUCUUAUGUAUCUUUGUUUUAUAAAAAAAAUUAAAAGCAGAUUUUCAGUCA